AUGACUUCUUGUCACGUUGCUGAAGAACCGAUAAAAAAGGUUGCUAUCUUUGGAGGAACUCAUGGGAAUGAGUUAACAGGAGUAUUUCUAGUUAAGCACUGGCUAGAGAGUGGCGCUGAGAUUCAGAGAACAGGGCUGGAAGUAAAACCAUUUAUUACCAACCCAAGAGCAGUGAAGAAGUGUACAAGAUACAUUGACUGUGACUUGAAUCGUGUUUUUGACCAUGAAAAUCUUGGCAAAAAAAUGUCAGAGGAUUUGCCAUAUGAAGUGAGAAGGGCUCAAGAAAUAAAUCAUUUAUUUGGUCCAAAAGAUAGUGAAGAUUCCUAUGACAUUAUUUUUGACCUUCACAACACUACUUCUAAAAUGGGGUGCACUCUUAUUCUUGAAGAUUCCAGGAAUGACUUUUUAAUUCAGAUGUUUCAUUAUAUUAAGACUUCUUUGGCUCCAUUACCGUGCUAUGUUUAUCUUAUUGAGCAUCCUUCCCUCAAAUAUGCAACCAGUCGUUCUAUAGCCAAACAUCCUGUUGGUAUAGAAGUUGGUCCCCAGUCUCAAGGAGUUCUGAGAGCUGAUAUUUUGGAUCAAAUGAGAAAAAUGAUUAAACAUGCUCUUGAUUUUAUACAUUAUUUCAAUAAAGGAAAAGAAUUUCCUCCCUGUGCUAUUGAGGUCUAUAAAAUAAUGGAGAAAGUUGAUUAUCCCAGGGAUGAACGUGGAGAAAUUGCUGCUAUUAUCCAUCCUAAUCUGCAGGAUCAAGACUGGAAACCAUUGCACCCUGAGGAUCCCGUGUUUUUAACUCUUGAUGGAAAGACUAUUCCAUUGGGCGGAGACUGUACCGUGUACCCGGUGUUUGUAAAUGAGGCUGCGUAUUAUGAAAAGAAAGAAGCUUUCGCAAAGACGACGAAACUAACACUCAGUGCAAAGCGUAUUCGCUCCUCUUUACACUAG
Cynocephalus volans (Philippine flying lemur) is the source of this 942-nucleotide messenger RNA. RefSeq names its product aspartoacylase (gene ASPA). Bases 1 to 942 code for a protein of 313 amino acids. Gene Ontology annotation, molecular function: hydrolase activity, acting on ester bonds; hydrolase activity, acting on carbon-nitrogen (but not peptide) bonds, in linear amides. Gene Ontology annotation, cellular component: cytosol. NCBI's taxonomy places the organism in Eukaryota, Metazoa, Chordata, Mammalia, Dermoptera, Cynocephalidae. The transcript is spliced from 6 exons. The record is from RefSeq and is a predicted model, not a curated record.